Molecule: messenger RNA, 897 nt
Organism: Salvelinus fontinalis (brook trout)
Lineage: Eukaryota; Metazoa; Chordata; Actinopteri; Salmoniformes; Salmonidae
Product: GTPase IMAP family member 9-like
Exons: 2
Coding region: 1-870 (289 amino acids)
Molecular function (GO): GTP binding
Source: RefSeq, a predicted model, not a curated record
AUGUCAGAUGAGAACGGUUUAUUGCUUCCAGCUGAUCUGAGGAUAGUUCUGCUGGGGAAGACUGGAGCAGGGAAGAGUUCAACAGGAAACACCAUCCUGGGGAGGGAGGGGUUUCCUUCUAAGUCAAGUCCAAAUCCAGUGACUGAACAGUGUGAGAAACAAAGUGUAGUGGUGGAUGGGAAGAAGAUUGAUGUCCUCGACACUUCUGCGAUCGGUGACAUAUCACUUACAGAAACAAAUUUGAUUGGCAAAAUAUGGAAACAGUUUCAGAGAACAGAUAAAGUAGAAAUAGAGAGAUGCAUCAAGAUGUCAGUCCCAGGACCCCAUGUGUUCCUUCUGGUGAUCAGACUGGAUAAAUACACAGAGGAGCAAAGAAAAGCUGUGGAGUACAUCCAGGAGAACUUUGGAAAAGGGGCCUCAGACUUCACUAUGGUAUUAUUCACUGGUGCAGAUCAGCUGGAUAACACAACAGUAGAGGAGUUUCUGAAGGAGAGUAAGAGUCUUCAGACACUGGUCAAUAGCUGUGGAAGGAGAUAUCAUGUCUUUAACAACAGAGAGCGGAGAGACAGUACCCAGGUCAGAGAGCUACUGAGGAAGAUAGACAAUAUGGUGAAGUUCAACGGACACUACACCAAUGAGAUGUAUUUGAAGGCUCAGAAAGAGAUCAGGAACAGACAGUUGUUGGAGUUGGGUGAACAAGCAGCAAAAGAAGCUAUAGUAGUUGGCUGCACAACCACAGUAGUAGGACUAGGUCUUAUCUUAGCCCCAAUAAAAGCUGUAGUUGGAGGGAUAGUGAUUGCAGGAGGAGCAGCAACAGCUAUAGCAGGAGGGAUAACUAAACAUGUAACCAAGAAGAAAACCAAUAAUUAACUGCAGGGUUCGUGUCUGUAAAUAAGG